CACGAAAGCCACCGUGUAAAAAUCGUCUGGUUAUUGCUAUUCAUAUGAUCAAAAAAGUUGAACACGGUAGAUUGGUACAAGGAAAAUAUUUCUUUGACUAUUCACAAGCAUGCUAAAUGCUGAUUAAUGACUUCUCUGGUCCGUUCAAAUUCGUAAAUCAGAAUGUUUGCCAAUGAGUAUUGAAAGCCACUUGAACCAUUGUUUGUUUAUUUCGAAACCAUUAAUUACCGCUUCAGCUGGUCUUCUUCUCUCAUUGUUUCUUUCGCUAAAUUAUGCUGCAAAUCAUUUUGCUUUGUGUUUAUUGGUUUUUAGUCUAUGAUUUCCGUUAAUUAUUGAUAUCUCGCCCUAUAAUUCGAAUAUAUGCGUGACUUAUCAUAAUGAACAGCUUUCUGUCCACUUAUAUAUAUGCCUUUCUGCUGUGGAUUUAUUCUGUGAGGUCGAAGACAAUCAAAAUUGACACACAGGAUUGUUUUGGAUUGCCAGAAAAUCCAUUCAUUAUCUUUGGUGCAGUGGUUUCACAUACACGCGCAAUCGGCAGAACUCUGUGUUAUUUCCAACCGUCAGAACAAAAUCAGUAUUUGAGUAUUUAUCCUACGAAAUUAGUAUUACCUAGCCAAUUUGGAACGUGUCCAGUUAUACAGAUCAAAGAAUUCACAUCUGUUAGAGAUGAACUAAUUGAUAAUAGUGACGUAAAUAUGAUUAUACCAAUGAAAGUCCCUGAUGAUACUAAGUUAAUUUUUCAAGCCAACUGUACGAAUUAUCCUUCUAUGCUAGAUAAGGUCGUGCAUACAUCAUCAUCAAAUCUAAAAAUACAAAUUUUAUUUGACCCAGCUAAUUCUGCUGCAUCAGAUGUUGCCUAUCAAUUUGUAAUAUCAUCAUACGCGGGAGAAUCUAGAAGUAACUACACAACUGAAAAAACUGAGUUCAGUGUCUGAAUGACUGGUGAUAAUGAAAAUUACUAUUUUUUAUUGAAAUAUUUGUUCUACAGUGUUAUAUCCGAGCGAAGAUUAAAUCACGAAUAACUUCUGAGAAUUAUUAAUGGACUAAUAUUAUUUAUAUAUUCUUAUGGUAUAACUAUUCAAUAAUUAGAUUAUGUAUAUUUAUAUUCCUCUUAUUGUAAGCUUUAUUUUGACCUGUGAUUUAUUAUUGUACGAUUUACUGUUCUUAAGCUAUGUUCAGUUUAUUGACUACUGCCUCCCACGUUCACAGCCAUUUUUUGGCUUUAUUGUGUAUGAAUGUUAUUUCCUAUUUUAUGGUGCGUUGCGGUCUGUUUGGUUGAUAUAUAAACCCAGUAUGUCUGAAAUAAAUGAUUCGAUUCGCAUAGCGGGAGCUGGUAUUGGUGUUCUGGACUCAAGUGGACGGGCUAGGCGGACAUAGGACCAAUAAAGACGCUGGGCUGCCCAUACCGGUCGAACGUCAUUGAUUUGGCACAGUGCUAAGAUUGUAUAAGUCGUAUUUUGAUUGGUGGAUUAAUCACGUGAUAAGAGGCCGGACCAAAAGUCACAACAUACAGUAUUAUUUCUUGCAAUCUUUUUCAUUUAAUUCUAGUAAUUAUUAUCAGUCUUUCAUUCACAGUUUAGUAAUACUCCGUAGUAGGUUUGUCAAAUCCUAAAACCUCUCUGUCAUUAAUGCAUAAAAGUUCGAGUUUCGAAAAUUAAGAUAUUUUAACCAUAUGACAAUAUAUUCUUUGAUAUUAGUUGAUAAUGGUUAUAAAAAAUUGUAUUUGAAGUAAUCGUUUGUACAAGCACAUUCAAAUGUUGCUUUUGAGUAGAGUAAUACUAUUAAACAUAAUGGAUCAAAUGAAUUCUUUGUACUGGUAAACAAUGUUUAUAUCUUUAGUUCAUUUUAAGUGACAUUACAACGCACUUUCAUGCUAUUUACUAUCACUACUUGCGUCUAUGUGAUUUCAUUAUAUGUACUAUUGCUUUGAUAAUAAGCAAAACGAUUAUAUCGACAUCCAAUUGAUUUCCUAAAUUCUUAAUUAUAAUAAUUUACUGGCGUAUUUGUUUAUUUCGAUUAGAACCAUCCAAUGAAAAUGAGGCAUUAUCCAUAGAACUUAACCGAUCAAAAAAAGGAGGGAUAUUAGGGAAAUAUAGACUACCUGAAUUGGUCUGGAUCACAUAAUAAGAAAGUUAGAUCGAACCAUAUGAGUAAAUUUCGAAAAAAUAGAAAGGGUAGAAAUUUAUAAAUUUCACUCCCCAGCACCCCAUUCCGUACGAAACUUGUCAGCCUUCACCCGGAAAAAUGAAUCUUGUUGAAAAUUCGUUUUCAGUUACGUUUUAUUUGUCUCAAGUUUAUAGACCUUAACUAGAGUAUGAAGUUCAACAAUGUCGACUGUGAGGUAGUUACCCACCGAAGACAAUGGAAGAUGAUUGCUCAAUAUCUUGAAUUGGUGGUUUAACAUUGAUGGAUUCAUAAUCUCAAUUAAAACUCCAUCUCCACAAUCCUAUACUGAUAAAUACUGAAUAGAAGUUUAAUAAAUCCACCUAUAUUUUCUCUUUUUGAUCAGAAUAAAACUAUAACUUAAUAAUUGCUUGAAUAAUGCCUGACGUAUUAUUGCAUUCAAGUAGUAUGGUAGCCGUGUAAUGAUUUCAGUCUGAAAUCUAGUAUAUUUUCAUGCAACCAAAUGUUUUUGUCAUAAAAGGUAAAUUGCUAACUUAUAUAUUAAUCAUGAUGGGUUUUUUUCAAAAGUAUAUGAUGGGAUUCAACCGGUUAUCCACAAAAACGGAUGAAAUUAAUUGCUUCUAUUCGACCAAUAGGAACUGCCAAUCCCGUGUGUAAAAUUAAAAGCAGUGCAUUCAGUUGUCACUAUAACGACAUCAUAUAACUUGUCCCACUGACAAAAAAUUACAUAAUUAAAUACAUUUUUCCAUUGACUUUUUACAUCAGCAGGAAGUUCAUCUCACAGGAUAAUUUACUACUUAUCAGUUAUUGUUAUAUAAAUUUUAUUAUUAAUCGCUUCGUUAACUUCUUAUAAUUGACAUGAAUUAACAGUUUUAGGACCAUCAUAUAACUGUCCAUCAGAUACAUUUCGUUGUUGGGAUGCGGCUACUAAUUGCAUACCCGAUUCUCUGACAUGUGACACAAUUGCAAAUUGUCAUGAUGGAUCCGAUGAAAAUGGUUAUUUGUGUAAGUGUAGUAUAGUAGUGAAUAUUUCUCUCAUCUUUUUACUAGUAUAGUUUACUUAAUAAAAUUCGUAAUGAUGUUAUGAAAAAACCCAUAAUUCUAAUCAGUAUCUUUUAGUGUUGGAUGGAUUAUAGUCAGUUUGUAAAAUAAAAAUAUGUUCGAAUCAAGUUAUUCUAUGAAUAUUUAAAGAUUAAUUUCGAUGGGUCUUCAUCAAAAAGGUACUCACAUUAUUGAUUAUAUGAGUGAAAAAUAUUAAGAAUUUGCCAACUGAAUUAAUCAAAUGCUACUUUACGCAUUUAUGACUCUCACAUCACUUCUGACUUAAAGAUUAUGUCAUCAACUAGUGGAAUGUUUUAAAUGUUAAACUGUGUACUCGUGGAGAAUUGUUCGACUGCUAAUAAAUAUAUUCUUCUAAUAUUCAGAUUAGCUUUAACGAAAUGUUGAAGUUGAUCUUUGUUAAUUGAAGUUUGUUAAUUAUUGAUUGCCGUGAAUACCUUGGUAUAUAUUAUUUGGUGUUGAAUGAAUGUUAAUGAGCAAAUGAUGUUUUUCAAGCCGUUCAAAUAAAUAUCCCUUCAUUUUGAUCGGACUUCAACCUUCUUACCUCUUAACUAAUUGGUAUAAUGAUUGCCACUGAUCCAGAUCCAUUAAAAACAAUGUAUACAGCUCUUAAAUUAUGUGAAUCUGAUCGUAAUUGUGUAGUCUAUUAACAUUUCACGUUUACGUCCAAGAUCGAUCAUUUCUUUUUGUAUUUCACUCACAGAAUUGGAAACUACUCAGCUUGGUAGGAUUUGGCUAGGUGUGUAGUUUUAUUGGAUAUUCUUCCAAUUCGAAACGAGUUCCAUAAAUAAUUCCCUGCGCAAUGGAAGAGAAAAACGUCUCGUAAGGAAGAUUUGUUUUGGUAAAGACUCCAGAAGAUUUAAAUCAAAACCAAGUUUAUACUGAUCCAACUUAGUGGUUAUUAAUCAUAGAAAUUAUCAAGCUGAACAACCAUUACUUGAACGCGAAAUACCAUUGAAUAUUAUACUUAAUAAAGCUAAAGUGAACGAAAAAUCACGAUGUAUCAGUUAAUAAAAAUUGUUAUGUUGGGUAGAAGUUUACAUUGAAUCAAUUCAAGGUCAAAUGGAUAGAAAUCCUACUUAAAAUUAAUACAUAAUCUUUCCCUUAAUUAGUGGCUAAUAGAUUAUAUUGAGAUUUAAGAUCCACAAUAUGACUAUAAGAAAAGUACUGGAAGAAUCAACGGUAUCCCUAUUCCAUUAUUUGCAAUUAUUAUAACUAUAUCAAUUUUUGGACUUAUUCUUUUGGUUUUAACUAUUGUAUUUGUUAUUCGCAAACAAAGGAAGCAUAAGCGCAAAACAGAGCAAACGUGGAUAGAUAUGACUACACAACCUUCAGCUAACGCACAUCAAUCUCUGCUUACUGAGAGAACAUGACAAACUGACCAAAAAUUCGAAACGAUUUGGAUGCGAAGAGAAAUCUGCGCAGUCACAAUUCUGAGACAACAAGUAACUCUUACUUUUAUAUCGGUGUACAUAACUCACUUUAUUUCAAGAGAACACUACUUGUAAUCAAUAUACAUGUAAAAAAAAUGUCUAUACUUGUAAUAUCGUUGGGUUUCUAUAACUGAUUUUAUGUCUAAUACUAAACGGUGGUAGUUUAUCAGCUUUCAUAUGGUGGUAGACACGUCGAUUGAUAUCUAGAUACUAAAUAUAAUUAACUUGUUCAUCAGUUAUGAUACUUACCAGCUGCCCAAACCAAAGAAGGUAGAACAGAGCUGUGACUUAGGAACUCAGUAAAAUGCCUUGACUACCAAACCAGCGCUCCAUGUAUUCAUUUAUUUAAGAUUCUCAAGCUUUCCUGAGUUAUUCAUCGCUAAGCAUUUACUUCCUUUUUAUAAAAACAAACUACUUGCAAUAUAUAGCAGACUUUGCAUAU
Molecule: messenger RNA, 5058 nt
Organism: Schistosoma haematobium
Lineage: Eukaryota; Metazoa; Platyhelminthes; Trematoda; Strigeidida; Schistosomatidae
Exons: 8
Coding region: 378-935 (185 amino acids)
Molecular function (GO): protein binding
Source: RefSeq, a predicted model, not a curated record